GUUUAUCGUAUGGGAGAAAUAAAAGGCGCAAACAGUGGCAGGUCCAGUCUCUUCUGCUGGUCAUCUUGUCGUCUGGGAGAAAAUGAAUUCGUGUCUGCUGCUGUCAUUGGUGACCAUUGUCAUGGUGCACGGCGCCCCCAGUCAGGUCAACAUGGCUAUACCAGCAGACGACAAGUACCGUUUGUCUUUCAGUCCUUACGUCGACUCGUUCCUGCACUUUGCACAACAGUUUGGUAAGACCUACAGAUCUAGAGCAGAACGUGAAAUUCGUUUCAAAAUUUUUCUGGACAACGUGAGGCAGAUUGAAAAUCACAACCGGAAAUAUCAAACCGGAGAAGUUACCUACUUUCUGGGGAUCAACCAAUUUGCUGACCUGACGUUUGAGGAGUACCAGCGUGUGAACCGACUGGGAGACUUUGCCCCACGGUUGGGGCAGGAGAGACUGUCGUGGUGUGUAGAAUACAAGGCCAGCAACUCGUCCCCCGACUCCAUGGACUGGCACGCCCGGGGGGCAGUCGGCUACGUCAAAGAGCAGGGCGGGUGUGGGGGUUGCUGGACCUUCAGCACGACGGGGUCAACUGAAGGUCAGUACUACCUAAAGACGAGGAAGAUGGCCGACUUUAGCGAGCAGCAGAUAUUGGACUGCUGCAUGGAUGUUGACUGUGACGGCUGUGAUGGCGGCUACAUGAAGGCCGCCUAUAAAUAUAUCAACCAAUCAGGAGGCUUGGAACUGGAGAAGGACUACCCUUAUAAAGCAAUGAAAGAUGUCUGCCACUCGGACAAUUCCAAGGUCAAGGUCAAGAUAACUGGCUGUGGCUACAUCAGGGAGGGUCAAGAGAGUGACCUGAAGGACGCAGUGGCCAACAUUGGACCCAUCUCUGUGGGGGUGGAUGCUGACCAUCAGACCUUCUCCACCUACCAGGGGGGUGUGUAUGAAAAUGAGAACUGUAAAAAAACUUUUCUUAAGAUGAAUCACGCCAUGUUGGUGACCGGCUAUGGCAAGACUCAGGCCGGAGUUGAAUACUGGCUUAUCAAAAACAGCUGGGGCACUACAUGGGGUGAGGAGGGCUACAUGCGACUAAAGAGAAACGCAAACAACGAAUGUGGUAUAGCAACCCUCGCCAGCUUCCCUCGGAUUGAGUUGCCAUAAACAACAGGACAUUCUAGGACGUCACGGGACAUUCUAGGACUGGAUAGGACAUUUUGGGACGACUAUUGUAUCGUGUAGCAAAUGUUUGUUCAUACAACCGUUUGUUGGAGAGUUAGGACGGAUGUUUGAACAAUGCCUGACUUUGAAGACGCUGAAAAUGCCUGACUUUGAAGACGCUGAAAAUGCCUGACUUUGAAGACGCUGAAAAUAGCCGACAAAUGAAAACUGAAUAAAACUAGCAACUUUAAUGUCCAUGUUACAGCAGCAUAACUUGAGUAAAUAUCUGGAUGGUCUGACAGAAUUGUAAAUA
Physella acuta is the source of this 1460-nucleotide messenger RNA. Its product is annotated as procathepsin L. Gene Ontology annotation, molecular function: cysteine-type peptidase activity. NCBI's taxonomy places the organism in Eukaryota, Metazoa, Mollusca, Gastropoda, Physidae. The record is from RefSeq and is a predicted model, not a curated record. Gene Ontology annotation, biological process: proteolysis.